AUGGGAUGUGGAACACCUUUCCUUAUUGGUGGCUCAAUGGCCACAUCAACAACAUUGAUCAUGCUGAAUAAACAUGUCAUGCAAAACUAUGGUUUUAGAUGGCCAAUCUCAUUAUCUACCUUCCAUUUCUUCUGCACAUGGGGAGUUCUUGAAUUACUCUGCAGAUUAAAGUUCUUCGAACGUGCCACAGCUAUGCCUCUCAAAAUGAGAAUUACAUGCGCUUUUGAAAGUGUAGCCGGCAUUAUCUUUGCUAACUUCUCACUCAAGCUCAACUCUGUUGGAUUUUACCAAUUGACGAAGCUUCUUUGUAUCCCAGCAAUGGUCGCUACAAACUACUUUUAUUAUCACAAGAAGACACCUUUCAGAACCCUUUGCACCCUCGGCGUAUUACUUCUUGGUGUUGCAUUAUUCACAGUCAACGAAGUAAGUGUAAAUCUUAACGGUUCAAUUGUUUCUGCAAUUUACAUUUUCUUCAACGUUAUCUUCCAAAUCCAGACAAAUGUUAUCUCUAAUACUUAUCACAUCAGUGGCCCAUCAUACCAGCUUGCAAACUCCCUUCCAAUGACCAUAAUCAGCUUCUUCUGCGCCGUUUUCUACGAAUUCUUUGGCGAUAACUCAAUUUUGAAGCACGAGUUCAAAGGACCAGAGCUCUUCUGGACAUUCAUGACAGGCAUGAUCGCUGUUUGGGCAAAUGUUUUCGGAAUUUCAAUUAUCGGCAAAGCUUCACCAGUUACAUUCCAAGUCGUUGGCCAUGCAAAGACAAUCCUUAUUUUCGUCUUCGGCCUUAUUUUCUUGGACAAGAACGUUGAAGAAACAGCUGAUCAAAAAUUCAAGAAGAUUUGUGGUUUAACACUUGGUAUGAUUGGUACAAUUGCAUACUCUAUCUUCGAAAUGCAAGAUAAGGCCAAGGCUAAGCAAGAAGAAGCAAGAAAAGCUAAUAAUCAGAUUGAAGCUUCCCCAGAUGAUCUCGAAUUAAGUGAAAAGUUCGCUAAUGCUGAUGAUGAUGCAGUCGAAGUUCCGGAUGAGGAAGAAGAAAAGAAAGAAAACUAA
Molecule: messenger RNA, 1050 nt
Organism: Trichomonas vaginalis G3
Lineage: Eukaryota; Parabasalia; Trichomonadida; Trichomonadidae
Product: carbohydrate transport
Exons: 1
Coding region: 1-1050 (349 amino acids)
Cellular component (GO): Golgi apparatus
Molecular function (GO): nucleotide-sugar transmembrane transporter activity; antiporter activity
Source: RefSeq, a predicted model, not a curated record